Molecule: messenger RNA, 321 nt
Organism: Mytilinidion resinicola
Lineage: Eukaryota; Fungi; Ascomycota; Dothideomycetes; Mytilinidiales; Mytilinidiaceae
Product: WD40 repeat-like protein
Exons: 2
Coding region: 1-321 (106 amino acids)
Molecular function (GO): protein binding
Source: RefSeq, a predicted model, not a curated record
AUGCCAGGGUGGAUUAAGUUACUGUCAAAACGGGAAGACGACUGGGAUGCUUGCCGCAGCGUGCUCGAGGGCCAUACCUCCAACGUUAAUGCCGUCGCCUUCUCGCCAGACGGCCAGCUGGUCGCGUCCGCGUCGAGGGACAACACGGUGCGGGUGUGGGAGGCGGCUACAGGGUCGUGCCGCAGCGUGCUUGAGGGCCAUACCGACUACGUCAACGCCAUCGCCUUCUCACCAGACGGCCAGCUGGUCGCGUCCGCCUCGGACGACAACACGAAACGUAGUCUUUUUAGGGCAUUCUUCAGGUUGUACUACGUUCCUUAA